Daldinia caldariorum is the source of this 2275-nucleotide messenger RNA. RefSeq names its product E3 ubiquitin-protein ligase BRE1. The transcript has 4 exons. The record is from RefSeq and is a predicted model, not a curated record. Gene Ontology annotation, cellular component: HULC complex; nucleus. Bases 100 to 2055 code for a protein of 651 amino acids. Gene Ontology annotation, molecular function: ubiquitin protein ligase activity. NCBI's taxonomy places the organism in Eukaryota, Fungi, Ascomycota, Sordariomycetes, Xylariales, Hypoxylaceae.
AUAUACUCGCGCCACCCAACAUGAUACGUAUGAGGGAAAUGGAGUCGCUGACAGAUAUGAAUUGGCUAGGAUUAUCAGAAGGAUGCUAUCUACCGACAGAUGCUCGAGUACAAACGCGAGAAGAAUACCCUCGAAACUCAGCUAGGCGAGGUCAAGAAGCGGUCGGCACAUCAUGACGACCACAUCCGAAUUGUUGACAACUGGUGGAUACAGUUACUCCAAGAGGUACAGUUAUUAGUUGAAGGAACCAUACCUUUCCAACAAGGAUCUGACAACCAGCCCUUUUCGACCCAUACCCAAUUCAAAGAUCUGGAAGAGUUCGAGUCGCACCUGAGUGAUAAGACUUCCACCAUUAAGAAGAUGGUCGAAGCGAUACUUAACCGUCUUAAUGGAACUCGUGGCGCUGUGGCCCCUGACAUUUCCGACCUAGAGAAAAAGGUCAAUGCGCUCUUAUCUCAGCAGAAAGAGUUUCUCGUGAAACUCGAUCGUCUCUCCAGCGAUAAAGAGAGCCUUUCUGAACAACUAAAUAUCGCGACACUACGAUACAUGAAGGCAGAAAGAAGACUCGACCGAGCUAAGAGUGCCCAAGUACAAAAGCUUGAGCAGCAGGCAUUAAACCAUGUAUCUACUAAACCAGCGGUUCAGGAGAAUGGUGUGUCUUCGGAUGAGAACAAUACAAACAGCGAGGCGUUGCAGUUAGCUCUCCGCGAAGCCAAUGCCGUUGUAGAGCGGCAAAAGGAACAGCUAGAAUCCGCUUUAGCUCAAAAUAAGAGCCUACAGGAAGAGCUUACUUCUGUACAGACCCGACUGACGAACUUGACCGACGAAGACUAUUCUCGCACCGAAGUAUUCAAAGUAUUUAAGAGCCAGAUGGAAGAGCUUCUCCGCAAGGUCAACAGUUUGGAAGCAGACAACAAGAGUCUCAGAGCAGCGGCCGAAAAGCUGGAAGCCGAGCGCGAGUCUAGCCGUCGAAAGGUUGAAAGCGAGGCGCAGGCGCUGAUUGCAGAACUAGAAGACCAGCUUCAACAAGCAGAUACAACCCUCGCACGAGUGAGGUCCGCGCGAGACGAACUUCAUGCAGAUGUUACGAUGCUCAGGGCGAGCAAGGAGCAAGAGAAAACAUCUAUGGAACACAUGAAGGAGUUAGUUAGUGCUAAAGAAGACCGAAUUGCCGCUCUAGAGUCGGAAGUCCAACGACUACAUCCCAGCGAGGAUGUAGAUAUGACACAACACCCGGAUAUCGAUGUCCUCUCCUUCGAGGAACUAAGAGAGAAGUAUAAGAAGUUAUUGAAGGACUACAAUUCGAUUGAGAGCGAGUUACCAGGUAUGGCACAUGCGGUCAAAAAGUUCCAGGCUCUUGCGCAUAAAAAGGUCAUGGAUCAAGCGGCUAUGGAGGAGCGGGUGGCGUUGGCUAUUGCCGAGAAAAGCAAGGCGGAUCAAAAGUACUUCACGGCGCGAAAGGAUGGUGACCUGAAGUUCGAAGCGAUCCAGAAGCUACGUACCCAAAACAGCAAGAGUACCGAAAUCAUCUCGCAGCUAAAGGAGGUGGAGGCUCAUAACCGAACCCUCGUAACGAACCUGGAUAAGCAACUUGCAGAUCUAAAGCAGACGAACGCUACGGUUAUGGCCGAGAAUAGGAAGCUUGAGACGUCGAGCAACGAGAUGGCGCGACGCUUCGAUGCAUUGAAGCAGCAAGUUACCGAGCUGACGAAUUUGGCAAAGUCCAAAGACUCCACUACUGCGGUCGCCAAAGAGCGCGCUGCUACGUUGGAAUCCGACGUAGAGAAGCUCAAGGUGCGCCUUGAGUCCGUAUCAAAAGACCGCGAUAAGUGGAAGGUUAAGUGCUUGAGUAACUCUUCGGAGGAGGAGGAAAUGCUAAGAAGCAUGGCAACGUGUUCAAUCUGCAAAAAGGAUUUCAAGAACACAGUUUUACGAACUUGCGGACACAUUUUUUGCAGAGGAUGCAUUGAUGAUAGAAUCUCUAACCGAAUGCGAAAGUGCCCCGCAUGCAGUAAAGCCUUUGACAAAUCAGACGCAAUGACUGUCCAUCUAUAGUAGACGCAAAGGGAAAUUCGCAGGGGCAUGAUUGGGGAUGCAUUGUAAAGUAUCGUCAAGAGGAAACGGCGUUGUUACAUGUAAGAGUCGAUGUACAUACUAGUGUUUGUUUUGCAGACGUGGGUUCUACCUUGGAGAGAGCUGAAGAGAGCAGUCUCAGUCUCAAUUCUAAGAGGGUUAUUUAAGGGUUUCGAAAACUCGGGCCCAACCUAUUUUGCCA